Botrytis porri is the source of this 1395-nucleotide messenger RNA. RefSeq lists its product as uncharacterized. Lineage: Eukaryota; Fungi; Ascomycota; Leotiomycetes; Helotiales; Sclerotiniaceae. Bases 1 to 1395 code for a protein of 464 amino acids. The transcript has 4 exons. The record is from RefSeq and is a predicted model, not a curated record.
AUGUGUCAAUACGAAUAUUACCAAUGGCAGAAAUGUGGUCAUAAAUCUAUCGAAAUCACAGAAUACUGCAAUACAGUUUUCUGGAAAGCUGGUAUGACAGCUCGCCUUAAUCCAUGUCCUGAACAAAAUUUCAGAGCAUUUUUUGUGAGGGUUGGAAUCUUGGAUGGCUUGGAUUUUGGUGCUUGUAAAUGGAUCGGACAAUCUGGAUAUUGCAAAAUGUGCGAAGAAGAAUAUCAUAUGCCAAAAGCCGUUCCUUUUCGCACCUAUGAAGACUAUGAGUUUCUCGAAGGAAUUGGAGACCUCACCGGCCCAAUCUUCGCAGUCAAGUUAGCCGAACCGAUUACAUACCCUCCUCCCCCUCACUCAAUCCAGUUCUCCUCUACUCCAAAUGAAUAUGUCUCCAAAGACUUUCUUGACAUGGAGAUAGCCAAAAUCUCGUCUCUCCCACAUGAAGCGACACCACCCACUGGAGAAAACUUGUUAGAGCGUAGACUCAAAGCUUCAUUACACCAUCCUUACAUCUUCACACCGUAUAUCCACAACACCGUUGCAGACUUGAUCUCCGUUAGAGACCAGGACUUCGCAACUUUGAUCUCGAUUCAAGAUAAAGACAUCCCCGAGGGGGCUUCAGAGAAAGGUUCCAUGAAAGAAUUACGAGAACUAUACUUUCCAUCAAAGAUGCAAAUGUAUGAACUGAAUCAAGGUGUGGAUGGUGUUACUCAACAAUGGAGUAGCAGUGGCUAUUGUGAAGGACUAGUGGUACAGGGUGUACCCAGCCACUACUUCUGGAAUCACUGUGGAAUGACACCUCAAGAUGAGCAGUAUGUCGUGGAUAAGUUGAAGGAUGGCAUGCCAUUGCGACACAUUUGGCGUGAGAACUUCAAGGAGAGAGGCAUGGAUCUUGCAAUGUUCUAUCAAUACGGGCGAAAGAUGGAGCAGCACUUUGAAGCUCGUGGAGUACGAGUAAACUCCAAGAUGGGAGAGAUUCGACGAGAACUUGGUGAAAGAUCCCAAGCAGCCGAUGGCAUGCAGCCAUUUGGUACGUAUCGACAGGGUGUGAACAGUGGUUUGCAGCCUGGCUACGGGGUGUCUCAUGCUCACAUCAAUCCUUUGGGACGAAGCUUAGAGGAUCUCAAUCAACAACAAUCUCGGCAGCAGCAGAUGCAAGAACAUACACAACAAAAUAUGAUGCAACAGGUGAUACUGCAGCAAUUAGUCCAGCAACAAAUGGUCAAACAGCAGAUUCUUCGACAAUGCCAGGUUCGGCAACAACAGAUGUGGCAACAGCAGAUGAUGCAACAAAUGCAACAACUACAGGAACAAUCACAACAGGCCACGGAUAUUGGAAAGGGUCCGAUUGUGGCCGUGGAGGAAAUUGAGUCGUAUGAGGCAUAA